GACUUGUUGGUAUAAAAGCUCCCUCUCUCACAUGCAGUCCCAUAUCUCCUGUGUAUUUUUGGGGGGGUAGCGAGUGCGCGUGCGUGUGUGUGUGUGUGUGUUGAAAAGAAAAGAAGACUGCUUGUGCCCUUGCAGUGCCGAGGACUGAUAACUCCCCAGGAUGCAUCAGCUGCUACUGGUGGCCUUAGUGCUGGGGCCACUCUGUUGUCUAGGGAGCUUGGAUACUUCAUCUUAUGACAAGAUAGUAUACCACAGUCGCAUACGGGCCAGGACGGAAGGACCCAAUGUCUGCGCUCUACAGCAGGUCCUGGGGACUAAAAAGAAGUACUUCAGCACAUGUAGGAACUGGUACAAAGGCUCCAUCUGUGGCAAGAAGGCCGUGGUCCUUUAUGAGUGCUGUCCUGGGUACAUGAAGCUGGACGGCAUGAGAGGAUGCCCUGCAGUGGUUCCCAUUGACAAUGUGUAUGGUACGCUGGGGCUCGUCAAGGCUACGACCACACAGCAAUACUCUGACAUGUCAAAGCUGAGAGAGGAAAUUGAAGGGAAAGGCUCCUACACCAUGUUUGCCCCAAACAAUGAUGCUUGGGAUCAGCUGGACCCUACCAUACGGUCUGCACUUGUGAGCAACGUGAACAUCGAGCUGUAUAACGCUCUUCACUUCCACAUGGUGAAUCGGCGUCUUCUGACCAAAGACAUGAAGAACGACAUGACUGUCACUUCCAUGUACAAUGACCUGGGGCUCUACAUCAACCACUACUCAAAUGGGGUUGUGACAGUGAACUGUGCCAGGAUCGUCCAUGGUAAUCAGGUGGCCACAAACGGUGUGGUGCACGUCAUUGAUCGGGUCAUUACCGCUGUGGGCAACACCAUCAAGGACGUCCUGGAUAACAGUGAUGAGCUCUCCUCCUUCAGUGCUGCAGUGUUGGCUUCUGGUAUGAUGGACAAGCUGGACCAGUCAGGCCAUUAUACCUUGUUUGCUCCCACUAAUGAAGCCUUUAACAAAUUGAGCCCAGGCCACCUGGAGCGCAUUAUGGAGGACAAGGCUGUUAUUGUAGCCCUGGUGAACUACCACCUGUUGAACAGUGUGCAGUGUGCAGAAGCAAUCAUGGCAGGGAAUGUGUAUGAGACCGCAGAGGGCAGUAAAAUAGAAAUUGGUUGUGAUGGCGACAGUCUGACAGUGAAUGGCAUCAAUAUGGUGCUGAAGAAGGACAUUGUCACCACUAAUGGGGUCAUCCACCUCAUCGACCAGGUGCUCAUCCCUGACUCAGCCAAGGAAGGGAAGGAGCUGAUGGGAGACUCCCAGAGCACUUUCAGCGACAUGGUGUCUGAAUUAGGCUUAGCUGCUUCCCUGGGUCCAAAGACGGAGUACACACUACUUGCUCCUCUCAACACUGCCUUCACUAAUGAGGUGAAGUCAACAGACCAGAAUCUGCUGAGACUCAUUUUGGAAAACCACAUCGUGAAGUUCAAAGUUAAACUGAGUGAGCUUUACAAUGGACAGCUGCUGGAAACACUGGGUGGCAAACUGCUCAGAGUCUUCAUUUACCGCACUGCUGUGUGCAUAGAAAAUGCAUGUAUGGUGCGCGGCAGUAAAGAGGGAAGCAAGUCUGCCGUCCAUGUUAUGAAAUCCCUCAUCAGACCUGCAGAGAAAUCAAUCUACCAGCUCCUGGUUGCUGACGGACGGUUCAAGAUUUUCCUGUCGCUGAUGGAGACCGCAGGUCUGACUGGGCUGCUGAAGCAAGAAGGCUCUUACACUGUCUUCGCACCAACUGAUGAUGCGUUUGAUGGUCUCAGUAGAGAAGACUUGGCUUUGCUCAAAAGUGAUCUGAAUGCUUUGAGGAUCAUUCUGCUGUACCACUUCAGUAAUGGUAUCUUCAUCAAUGGAGGAUUAGAGGGAGGAGUUACCAAUCUGCUCAAAACCCUCCAGGGCAACAACCUGCAAGUUUUGUCUGUAAACAACUCUAUUCAUGUCAACUCUGUGGAUGUGCCAAAAAGUGACCUGAUGGCGAAAAAUGGUGUGAUCCAUGUGGUGAAGAAUGUCCUCUAUCCUGCCGACCUUCCUGUGGGCCGCCAGGACCUCCUGGUCCUCCUGAAGAAAUUGAUUAAGUACAUCCAGAUAAAGUUUGUUUCUGGAUUUUCUUAUGCUGAGAUCCCACUCACCUUCCUCAAGAGUACCAUCACAACUACACAUUAUUUUGAAACAGUCCCUGAUGUAAAAAAGGUGACCAGGGUUAUUGAGGGGGAGCCAGUCAAGGUAACAAGAGUAAUCGAGACAGAACCAGUAGUCACUAAGGUGGUCAUCGAGGGGGAGCCGGUGAUUACCAAAGUAACCAGGGUCAUCGGGGGAGAUCCUUUGGCCACAAAAGCUACCAGGGUCAUUGAAAGACAGCCUACCAUCACCAAGGUUACAAGAGUCAUCGCAGGUGGAGCUCUUGAUACAGAUGGAAAAACAGGUGGAGCCAGAUUCCCCACGGUGAACGAGCCUUAUAUCAUUGAGGGCCCAGACUUCUCUAAGAUUACCACCAUCCACAGCAACCUAAAUCAGAUCGAUGAGGAAUCAGAGAGAAUCACCAAAAUCAUUCAAGAGGGAGGUAGAUUCGCUGCGGCCAAGAGAGCUCCAGCUGGAAUGAAGAGGAGAGCAAGGCCAGCCAGGCGUCACUCCAAGCCAAGAGAGUGAAUCUUACAGAAACUAAACACCUUCUCGCUCACUGCAGAGACUGAAUCCAUCUCCAGUGCUCCUGGUCGAGCGCUGGAGGAUCGAAAAACUGUGGACCAAUAGGGAGAGAUCAAAUCAAUCUAGCUAUUUUUUUGUCCAAACCAUCAAUAGGAAUCCCUAAGAUUGUUUACUAUUUCAUCUAGACCAUACUGUAUUUGAUAGGUAUUAUGUAUAAACUCAUGCAAUGAAAUUAGCAUACCCUUCAUGUAAGUAAUGUAAGUGUGCAAGGGAAAUAUAAACUUUUGCUGUGAGGUGAUGGUGUGUCAGGUGAGAUAUAUUCUUCCACUGAGAGAAAUUUUUUAAAGGUUUGCUUUUAUGCUUUUUAUGGUGCUUGCAUUCUUUGCAAUGGAUGCAUUUUAAUGACUAGGACGAGUCAAACAGUGUCAAACAGUGUUUUGCUAGCAUUAUAUGCUGUACUGUACCACUGUAAAUUAUCACAUGGUAAUUAAAGACUACCGUGAAUUUUUA
Molecule: messenger RNA, 3184 nt
Organism: Micropterus salmoides (largemouth bass)
Lineage: Eukaryota; Metazoa; Chordata; Actinopteri; Centrarchiformes; Centrarchidae
Product: periostin-like
Exons: 23
Coding region: 161-2677 (838 amino acids)
Molecular function (GO): protein binding
Source: RefSeq, a predicted model, not a curated record